Molecule: messenger RNA, 1418 nt
Organism: Engraulis encrasicolus (European anchovy)
Lineage: Eukaryota; Metazoa; Chordata; Actinopteri; Clupeiformes; Engraulidae
Product: myelin protein zero-like protein 2
Exons: 5
Coding region: 183-953 (256 amino acids)
Biological process (GO): cell-cell adhesion
Cellular component (GO): plasma membrane
Source: RefSeq, a predicted model, not a curated record
UCCCAUAGUUCAGGUGCCAAGAGGUGGUCCUAGACCUAGACGGGGCCGUGGUGGGAUUUUGUCUUGGGUGGACUCAGUCGAUCAAAGAGCCGGAGCCGGAGCGCUGAGCUCCGAUAUCGCCGAGCUGAGGAUAUACAGUCCCUGGUGCGUCUUUGGUCUGGUACUCCUGUCCCUGCUGCCUCAUGUGCGUCAACAGGCUACCACUUCUAGUCCUCCUUGGACUCGCAGCUUCAGGUCUGCAUCUGGCGAGGGGGAUGCGCGUCUACACGUCCGGCGAGCAGGAGGCGGUGAACGGGACGGACGUGCGGCUCAAGUGCACCUUCGAGAGCAAGGAGAACAUCAACCCCAAACUCCUCACCGUCUCCUGGAACUUCAGACCACUCGGACCCGGGCAUGAUGAGUCGGUGUUCUACUACCAGGAGAAGCCCUAUCCCCCGGCAGAGGGCCGGUUCCGUAAGAAGGCGCUCUGGGCCGGUGACAUCAUGGCUGGCGAUGCCUCCAUCAUCAUCCGAGAGGCCAAAUUCACCUUCAACGGGACCUUCAGCUGCCAGGUCAAGAACCCACCUGACGUUCACGGGCACCCGGGCACCGUAAAACUCACUGUGGUCUACUCAGCUUCCUUCUCUGAGAUCGUGGUGGUGGCGGGCAUCAUUCUGGGUGCCAUAGCCAUCAUCAUGGUGAUAAUGAUCCUGGUGCUGUCCAUCCGCCGCUGCCGCAAGAAGAGGCAGCACCACCAGCAUCAUCAGGACCACGAGUACGCCCCACGCGAGCGGAAGGACCCCACCAUGUGCCACCCUUCCAAGGCAGUGCACCUGUAUGUGGAGGUGGAGUCUGUCUCGAUUGACAGCUCAGACGGGGUGAUCUCAGACCCCAGCACUGGGGACUCCGGAUCCUCCUCGGAGGAGGAAGAUGAUUCCAGCUCUGACGAAGGUGGAGACUCGGACAGCGACUGAGAUGAAGACCCAGGAGGAAGAGGAUUCCAGCUGCGACGAAGGUGGAGACUUGGACAGCGACUUAGAUUGACAACCAGACUGGCUAGCACCAACCUAAUGAUGACAAGAAGACACACGGCAAUGGGAUGGUCCUACAAAGGAAUAAUCCAGCAUUUUUUUUAGUCUCUCCAUUAUUGGGAUGAUCCAAUAUUUUGUUUUAUUUUGAAGAAGCCUAUUUUUGAAUCGUAUCUGUCCUCCACUGGGAUGAUCCAACACUUUUCUAUUUAUUUUGAAGAAUUCAGAUUUUUAGAAAAGUUAAAACAUUUUCUAAGUCUAUCCUCCACUUCCAAGAGUUGAAAGUGGUCCUGGAUAAACAUGAAAUCAGGAAAAACAGCUUGUGAUCAUACCCUAGAGUGACUUACAACCACUCGCUUAGAAAGCUCUUUAAAUUGAGCUGUUCCUUAAAGAAAACAGACAACUAUAUUU